AUGUACAAGGCACUGAAAAAAGAACGAAACAAAAUCCGGCAUGAAAUCAAGCAUAGACUCGAGCAAAAUAAGGAGCAAGAACUGAAUCUGAAAGUUAGUCAGCUCGGUCAUAUAGAAGACGCUUCUAAAAUGUAUAAAUCAGUUAAAAUUUUGCAGCAAAAGUCCUUUAUAAAUCCUUAUGUUUACGACGAGAACAAAAAAUGCAUAACAAAGCCAUCUGAAAUCUACAAAGUAGUUAGAGGUCAUUUCGAGAAACAUUUCAACGACGAUGAUAUUAGUAGUAUAAAUCCAUUCGACGGUCAGCCAAGAAAACUGAAUAGAGAAAUAUCAAUAGAAGAAGUUACAGCCGGCAUUAAUAAACUGAACAACAACAAAACUCCAGGAAUUGACAAUAUAUCUGCCGAAAUGGUAAAGUAUGGCCCUUUGGCCCUGCCCAAAGCCAUCAAAAAUACCCUGAAAGAAGCCUUUGAAAAAGAAAUAGAACUAGGAUUGGGCGACGGCAUACUUGUGUCCUUGCAGAAGUCUGGAAAAACCAAAGGCCCUGUCACCAACCUACGACCAGUGAUAUUACUUCCAAUACUGAGAAAGACCUUGUCAAACAUAGUUCUACAUCGCAUCCAACCUAAGGUAGAACGAUUCUCAUCAGAUUCACAAGCAGCAAAUCGACCGAGUCGCAGUACUUCAGAUAUGGUGUGGGCAUACAAAUGA
Rhopilema esculentum is the source of this 708-nucleotide messenger RNA. The record is from RefSeq and is a predicted model, not a curated record. NCBI's taxonomy places the organism in Eukaryota, Metazoa, Cnidaria, Scyphozoa, Rhizostomeae, Rhizostomatidae.